AUUUGAAAGUAUAAUGUGAUUUGAGGAAUAAUCGGAAACCGACGUGUUUCUCACCUUGUAAAUUAAAUAAUUUACAUACAUAGCAAAUUCAUGCAAAAUGUUUUUACAACUUUAGUUAUAAGCGAAGUUUCGCCUCCUACGAGUGUGUUCCGCGCGUGAAAAUAGUAAAAUCGGUUUCCAUGUUUUGGGAUCAUGUUUACCGUAACAGGCAUAUCAUGCAGGAGUUCGAGGACCUAGAAGUGCACAAAACUAGUGUCUCUGUAUUUGUAGCGUUGUUUUACUUAGAAAUGCUAUAUAUUCUGAUUAUGACGCUGUCAAUAUUGAACAGACUCAAUCAGAAUAUGCCAUCGUAAAUCGUCGAAGAUUUCUCUGUAUACCUCAACAGUAAUUAAUUGACAAUGACUGACAUUAAGAUAAAGGAGCGGCUGUACCUCUCAAAGGCGGACGACAUCUAUGUGGACCAUCACCAGCUAAUGCAGCAUCAGGUGGACGCUCUCCGGAUGCUGUAUGCCCAAUUUAAAAAGAAAACGGGUGGCGUGAUCCUCAACGACCCCAGCGGCUACGGGAAGACGGUGGUGGCUGUACUGUUCUUGCAGGCGCUGCGGCAGAUACUGCCGUCGCCCGCGCUCGUGCUGUGUCGCGCGGGGGAAUUGCAACACUGGCGACACCACUUCCACACCUGGGCCACUACGGAAGAGGGCCUACAGCGAACAACGGGCGGCGUGAUCCUCAACGACCCCAGCGGCUACGGGAAGACGGUGGUGGCGGUGCUGUUCCUGCAGGCGCUGCGGCAGAUACUGCCGUCGCCCGCGCUCGUGCUGUGUCGCGCGGGGGAGUUACAACACUGGCGACACCACUUCCACACCUGGGCCACCACGGAAGAUGUAAUCUUCGAGUCCUCCAACCCGUACGUGAAGAAAUCCAUUUUCGUGAACACGCGACAGCAGCUGCCGUCGCUCUGCCGCCGGACCUGGUCCGUGGUCGUGGUAGACGACGACCUGCCGAAAGAGCUGCAGGCGGACUUCAAGAUAUACCUCACUAAUGAGGACAUGAAGGAAAAUUUGAUCACCUUUGCUUCGAUAUACCAAUGGAUGUUCCCCAAAGGACCCGAGUUCGACAUCAAACAAGUCACGGGACAUAAAAAUGGACCCGCGGAUUUCGACAAAAAAGCCUAUUUACUAGAUUUUAUCUUUGAAGGAAUUGUAUUUAGAAGCAAGAAUUUCACGCCGUUUAAGAAACCAGAGACACAAGCACCUCCCGCACCGAUAGUAAUUGAACCACCGCGGAUAUCACGGAAAAACAAAGACGCAACCGGGACGAAGAUAAAGCGCUCCAAAGCCAGAAUUGAAGCGGAGUCCAACCACGCGGCCAAAAUACCGAGAACCGAACCCACAGAGAGGAACUCCACUAUCACAUCCAAGGACUACUACAGAGAUAAAGAGAUGGACGUAGAAAGCUUCAUAAAAAACGAAAAACCGAUAACAGGAGAAGGUGUUGAAGAAUUCAUGGAUUUCCAAGCGAUGAUAAAGUCUGAUACAGAGAAUUUGAAAGAUAUAGUUAGAAAUGAAAGAUUGAACGGUGAGGUUCCUAUCACAGAGGAGAAUACAGACGUUUGCACCGCUGACUAUCAGAAUGCGAUAAAUGAUAUAGUUAAUAAUGAAAAUGAUAAAAGUAUUGAAGAAAGUUAUGGGAAUAUUGAUGUUAGGGUUACGGAAAGUGAUUCGGCUACAGGAAAGGCUAAUAAUGGUGUAAAUGUGAGUACAGAGAAUGAUGCAGACGUUGUAAGUGUAAGUAAUAGUAAGAUAGAAGUACCCAAUUUAGAGGAAAAUAAGGAUGAGACAAUACAAGUAGUUAAUAAUGAAAAGAAGAAAGAUCUUGAAACUAAACUAACUGAAUUGGAAGAGAAGACUUUAAAUAAGUUUAAGGGAUCGCUUUUAGAUAGCAUAUUCUGAAUAAGCAUAUUUAACCGAUAGAUGUUGAAAUGUUUGCAUUUUAAAAUGUAAGAGAAUAUGAACUGAUAGAUGCAUUAUUGAGUAUGGUUAAUUUCUUUUGCUUUUACAAAUUAGGCAAUUGUACUAACUAGAGGGCACGUACGGCAUUACAGAAAAGACAAAAUCAUGAAGUGUAAAGAAUGAUAUGCAAAUUAUAAACAACCUUUGUAAACUAUGAUUUCAGUCCAAAGUAUACUAUGAAUUGGGAAUUGGUUUAAAAUGAACUAACCAUCACAACUACGUGUGUAUCAGUGGCGGAGCGUCCAUAGAAAUCGAUUCCCAUCGGCUUGUCUGAUAGGUACCUAUUCAGGCUCUUGGGCCAUUUACUUUAAACUUAUGAUGUAAAAGUAAGGGCAACUUAGCUACGGCUUGCCUAAGAACAAUCUAGACGCGCCGCCACUGGUGUGUAUCAAAUAUACAGGGUAGAAUCUGAGACGGGACUAGAAAUAAAGGCACAUAAAUCAAAUCAUGAUUUAAAACAGAAAGGGAAACUAAAGUUUUUAUCUGAGUUACAGGCGGGACCUUCUAAAGAGUCAGGUUGGAAUUCUCUCUAAUUCGUUCACGAGCGUUAUACGACUUUAUUAGUUUUUAAAAAGUGCAUUUUUGUUAUGGUUUGUGUUACUUUAGAGCUUGAUUGGCCAAAUGCGAAAGUCACGGAGGAUAUCUAUCCAUCUUUCUCUCUCUGAUCACAUUCUCUAAGAUUAGGAGAUGGAAUUAUUUUAUUGGAUUUAGCUUUCCAGGGUAGGCCUACCGCGAAUCUCGAAAUUUCGCAAUCUUACUCUCGCUCUAGCAUAUUCGAGCGAUAGAGAUGCAAAUAGACGACUGAACGAUGCGUUUCGCGGUUAUAAUUAUAACCUAAUUGUCUCGUAAUAUGUUUUUAUUUUUUAUAGUAGUCUUAAUGUUUCUUUAUUUGCAAGAAAGUGUUAUUUAUUCCAAAAAUGAAUUAUUUUUCAAAUUUUUCUAUGAAUAUAACGACUACAGUUCGUACCGUCUAUAUAAAUAUAUGUAAAAAAUAAAUAAAAUCAGACUUUAAUUAGGUAUAUCAUUUAUUUCAUUUCCAAUAACAUUUUUAAAUAAUCCAAUAAUGUUUCAAACGGCAAGUCAGAUUUUAAAACUACUUAUUUUAAACAUUUUUUUUUCAUGUAACUGCAUUUAGGCACUGAAAAUUAACAUUCUAGUUAAAAUCUGGAAAGUCUCAAAAAUGGUGACAACUCUUAGGCAACUGUCCAACAAAAGGCGAGAAAGCGACCGGCCAUCGAGCGUUAUCUCACGUAAGAUGUGGAGCUCGUGUGGAUAAGAAAUGUAUUAAUCGUUAAUUGCUGACACAGCCGGCGUUAGCAUAGCGUUAUCAGAAAAUACGCUCCAGAAAAACUAAUCUUCCACGGUCUGACUACUGCCUAAGUAGUGGGACUAGCACAUCUAACAUCCGAUCGUCCGUUCCAUUAGAAAAAGGUUGUGGUUCGCCUCGCGAGCGACUCUAUUCGCGUGGUUAGAUGUGCUAGACCUACGAUCCCAACAAGGUAUUGAGGAAGCUGUAUAGUAUUUCUAAAAAAAAUAGCAAAUCUUUUCGUUAAUAUAUUGAAUGUAGAUCUGUGCAAUUAGUCUUGUUGAUGCUCAUUGUAUAAUUAACUGAGCUGAGCUCCUCUAAGCACUAAGUACAUAAGUAGUCAAAAUAACUGACAUUUCUUCGAAAUUAAGACUUGUCAUCAAUCAUAAGUAAUACCGGAUUUUCAAGCACAAAAUGUAUGGAAUGUAUGGAAGUGUUGCCAUUCAAUUUACAAUAUUUGAUUACUUUUCUGUAACAUAAAGCGGGUAAACUAACCUAUUAUGGGCACCCUUUGAUUGUUAUGGAACGAAUUUGUGAGUCCAUAAUAGGAUCGUUUACCACUAAUACAAAUAUUUCGACACAUAACAGAGAAAGAUCUUAUUUUGAAACAUCUUUACUUUUUUUUAGUUUCUAUGGCAUUUCUUGUAAAACUACCUAGUUUAUAUACAUACAGCCAGCCAUAUUUUGGACACUGGUUAAAACUUAAGACUAGAAAAUCUAGUAUUGUUAGACCAAGAACAGACUGCAACGAUUUUGAUAGCAUACGCAGUGCAAGUGCUAUUUAUACGUCAUAAUUUUAUAGAACUUUACCCUUAAAAUAACACUUUGCACUGCGUGUGUUAUCAAAAUCGUUGCAGACUUGUCUUGGUCUAACUCUAAAAAGUAUUUGAAAAUAAGAUCUGUUCUUUAAAUUAAAUAGGUACUUUUUGUAUAAGUGGAAAUGGAUUUAAAUAAAAUUUUAAUUAACAAAGAUAAAUCUUUCAAUGUUAACUUUAAAUACCUUAACCCAACUAAUUUUAGGCUUAUAACUGUAAUAAAUUAGUCCAGUAAUAUGUUUAAAUGUCAAGAGUUAUAAAAUCUCGGAAAAUACUAUAGAUAAAAAUAUCUCCACACAUUUACACACAACCUUCUAGGAACAAUAUAUUAUAUUAAAGAAUAUAAUAUGUAGAAUACGAUAAUGUCGAUAAUUGUACAUUAAGCUUUUAAAAAUCGUAAUACAUACAAAGCUUUGAUUUCACAUAAGCCACAUCUAUUUAAAGCGAAUUUCAUUAUGUAUACGGGGUGGAUACCAACACCCAGAAAGAUUUGAAUCCUUUGACUGCCACAGUCUACUAUACCACCCACAAAGGUAAGUAUAAAAUAAACCUUAACACAUACUAAUAAAGUGUACUAUUGCGUGUUAUAUAAAAUAGUCGUGGCGGUCAUUAGCCACGCAUUCCUUCACGAAUACCUAUGGUUAAAAUCUGAGUUAUUGGCAUCUGCCCUGCUAAAUUCAUUUUAUCUAACCUAACUAAUGAAACGUAGUUCAUUGUAAAAUUUUAAGCAAAUAUAUAAUAUCAUAUGAACUUAAUAAUAGCUAAUCACAUUUGUGACGAUUUAUCCUACAUCAAAAUUGUCUACCUACAAUAAAAUGAAAACGGCAAAACUAUACAUAAAUAUAUAUUUUAAUUUUAAAAAAUAAGCACCAAUUAAGUCCUUAAAAUAAACAUAAUAAAUUACACAUGGUCAUACACUUACUCCGCUCUUGUCAUGAAUAAUCCUCUAUGUAUUUUUUCCCCUAUUAUCUUUUAAUUAAAUCACUACUAUACACCUUAUAAAACAAAGUCCCCUGCCGCGUCUGUGUGUUUGUGCGUUUGUAUGUUCGCGAUAAACUCAAAAACUAGAUUUUCAUGCGGUUUUCACCUAUCGAUAGAGUGAUUCUUGAGGAAGGUUUGGGUUAUUCCCACUAGUUACCACCAAGUUCUUACCAGUGGUAACUACUGGGAAUUUUUUUCCCACCUUUUACCACUGGUAACUACUGGGAAAAAAAAUUCCCACUAGUUACCACCAACUGGGCUUUAAUUUUUAUUCCCAGUAGCUACCACUGGUAAGAACUUGGUGGUAAGUAGUGGGAAUAACCCGAAGGUUUAGGUGUAUAAUUCGUUAACCCGUGCAAAGUUGGGGGUCGCUAGAAAUAUAGACCCAGCUGAAAGUUUAUCAAUCGAUGUCAAGAUAUUUUGCAUCGGACGAUAUAACCUACCUAUACUUAAUUUACGCAUAAGUAGUAAACAUGUUUAUUUUUUUUAGAGAACUGUGUAUCAUCAUUUAAUUAAUAAAACGUAAAAUCACUGUUUAUUUUUUCAAAUGUACCAACAAUAUAAAAUGCAUGUUUUCUGACGCCAAAAUCAGAUAAAUUAUUAUAAACAGCAUAAUAUCGUACACAGCCAAGCGUUCCAGAUCCAGACAUCCUGCAGUCAAACUCACAAGUAAUAUUUAUAUUUUUAACCCUUUGACCGCCGUUGUCCGGUAUACAAGACAACGAUAGAACGAUACGCUGGCGCCGUCGUCUUGUAUACAAGACACACAUUCAACCACCGAGUUAAUGUGAAAAUAAUAACAAUUGCAAUUUCAUUUACACUCUUGUUCAUAUUUAAGGUCUUUUUUUUAUUUAUUUGCUUUUUAAGCAGCUAUAUAAAUCCAUUCGUUUAUAAUAAGGCUUUUAAAAAAAUUGCUCCAAUUUUCAAUGUUUUUCAUGUUCCUCGUCGCCGUUGUCUUGUAUAAAAGACAGCUAGGGAUGGGAAUGUUAACUCGAUAUGGGAAUUUUUAAAUUAAAUAUAAAGUCAGAAAUAUGUUUUUAUUUAAGUAACACUUGUUAAUCGCCAAUUUUUUUUAACGAAUAGUAGGUAACUACUUACUAGAAUACGUAGAACGAGAGUCAGAUAGGCAUAACUAUAUGUAAAGUUCAGGCAGCUUCUUUAGCUGUAUAAAGUAGAGUCAGACAAGUAAAUUUGCCCUUGUAGAUGUGGACUAUUUAAUUGCAGAAGGAUAAAUAAAAAAAAUAAAGGAUGUUAUUUUAUAGCUUAGUGGGAAGGGAUACACCGCAGCAACCGCUUCGCACAAGAGUGGUACAUGGACAUACCUGUUUAUCAGACUUAAGUUUUUUAUUAUAACAUUGAAAUUAAUGUGUAUUUUUAUAACAAGUCGUUGAACGUUUUUUUGGUAAGAGUUUAUAGAUUAAUGUAAACCAAACUGAAAUCAUAAUGAUAGAUUCUAAUUCCGGAAUAAUAUCUCCACUCAUUAAAAAUUCAACCCACGUGUAAUUUUCACUAAAACAGUUCCGGUAAGUAUAUUGACUUUAUCGACACAUGAUGCGCAGCUUUAACGUUACGCCAAUAAAGUUUACGUACUGACAAGCGCUUACGCCGUUGACCUAGAGACUAUUAUUACUUAAUCCGCGCGAAAACGGUCCUUGUCGGUCUGCACUGCGGGCAGUCCAUGCGCGCCGUUGUCUUGUAUAAAAGACUUCUCGUACAGCCUAGUGCGGCGAUAUCACGUCUUGAAUCGACAUUGUUUAGUGGUUGUUUUUUAUGUUAAAUCCCUAUAUUUUAAACAUUUUCGGGUGUUAAACAUAUGUUUAAUUUUGGCAAUUUGGAAUGAAAUUAAAACAGGAUAAGAACAAAGCUAAAUUAAAAAGAUUUUUACCAUAAAUUGUAAAUAUCGAUAUCACUAUUUGCAAUCCCUAAACUUUUUAUUAGUUGUUUACUUAAAAUUUGCUCUGGCGUGUGAGUGAACAUCUUUGCGGACUAGGUCCGGCGGCCAAAAGGUUAAUUCGGAAUGUAGAACACUAAGUUACGAGGACCUGCCACGCCAUCGCCAUCGUCAGGGGCUAUCCUGUGACGCUCUAUGCUAUGGCUUUGCCUACGUCUCCGUACAAAAACUUGUAUGACCUAGGUAAUAUCGUCGGGUGACAAGCAAAAGUCACUAAAUAACACCAUUGAAAUUAUUGGACAAUAAACCAUGUUACAAGUGUAAUAAAGUGCAUUGUUACUUUAAUUUUUUUAUAGUACUUAGUGACUUUUGCUUGUCACCCGACGAUAUGGUUUCGAUGGAUGCUUCAAAAAAGAUGUCCUAUUUAAAUAAUAAUGCGUUGUAGUAAAAAUAAUGUGUUGAC
Molecule: messenger RNA, 7468 nt
Organism: Cydia fagiglandana
Lineage: Eukaryota; Metazoa; Arthropoda; Insecta; Lepidoptera; Tortricidae
Exons: 9
Coding region: 399-1952 (517 amino acids)
Molecular function (GO): ATP-dependent chromatin remodeler activity; ATP binding
Source: RefSeq, a predicted model, not a curated record